Molecule: messenger RNA, 1116 nt
Organism: Aspergillus alliaceus
Lineage: Eukaryota; Fungi; Ascomycota; Eurotiomycetes; Eurotiales; Aspergillaceae
Product: mating-type protein MAT alpha 1-domain-containing protein
Exons: 2
Coding region: 1-1116 (371 amino acids)
Biological process (GO): positive regulation of mating-type specific transcription, DNA-templated
Cellular component (GO): nucleus
Molecular function (GO): DNA binding, bending
Source: RefSeq, a predicted model, not a curated record
AUGGAAGCCACAAUGUCGCCCCUCCAGCGUGCGUUCAACGCAUUUCUGCUGACCAUGCCACCUGAACAGUUGGAGGAGCUGGUCAAGUACAUCCAGGACGGCAGACCCCAGGAAAUUUCUCAACCUUCUCAUGAAAACGAAAUUCUCCAAGCUCGUUUAGAGUUCAACACUGACAACAAUAAUGGAGCUGUAAUCCCUGCGAGUGCUAAUACUCGGUCCUCAACUUCGCGGGGAAAGCGUGGCUCAGAAGCAAAAAGACGGCCGCUGAACAAUUUCAUCGCCUUCAGAAGCUAUUACUCCAUUGUGUUCCCUGACCUCACUCAGAAAGCAAAGUCGGGCAUUCUUCGCUUCCUAUGGCAGAAUGAUCCAUUCAAAGCCAAAUGGGCAAUCCUUGCCAAAGCCUACUCCAUUAUUCGCGAUGACCACGACAGUAAUGUUUCUCUGGAAUCUUUUCUAGGCCUGAAUGCACAGUUCAUAGGCAUAAUUGAACCAAGUCGUUAUCUUAACGUCAUGGGCUGGCAACUGGAUGUCGACGAUCAGCAGCAAUACACCAUGGCUAGAGUUAAGGCGACGAGCUCAUACGAAGCCGAUACUUCGACCAACUACUCGGUCAAUGACAUAGUCAAACAUUGCUACACCACUGGCUAUGUCUCCAAAGGAAACCGAAAGAGCAAAGCAAUUUGUAACGGGAGCGCUCCUGUUAUGGCUUUUGCCACUCAGCCGACCUUGGUUGUCCAUAAAGACGACAGCAUCCGGGUCUCUGGCAACCAUACUAUUGUGACCGAUGUUUACAAAACGAAUUCAGCUAUGGAGAUAUCUUCGCCGGAGCAAAUCGAUGAUACACUCUCACCCAACACAAGCGACUUGAGCACAGUGGCUGAUGAAACUCCGCUCGGUGCAAUGGAAGUAGUUGGCACCUGCAACCGUCCUCAGCCUUUCCCAGAACCAGGUAUAAUAAGUGAUAUUGAUCUCGAUAACAUUGGUUUGCCAGGCUGGGGUGAGGAGAACGCUAUUUUGACCUACGAUGCGUCAUUGCAUACACCAAUGAUGCCCUAUGACCAGCUAUACUGCGACCCACUUGAGUCCUACGACUUCUCUCGCUACCUUGAUAUCUAA